CCGAUGCGGAGCUAAAGGAAUUGACGUUAAUGGCUAUUGAAUCAUUGUUGCAAAACAAUAAUAAAAGUUUGAAGGACUUCAAACCAAUGCCAUAUCCAAAAGACUAUGUUGUUUCCUUUAUAGGAAAUAGACUUCUUUAUGAAGAGCGUCAAUACAAUGUUGUCGAACAACAACGACUUUUUGCUAAUUUAUACUCUUCUCUUACAGAUGAACAAAGAGGGAUUUUUGAGGAAAUUAUGGAUUGUGUAGAAAAGCAACAAGGUGGGGUUUUUUUUUUAUAUGGAUACGGUGGAACCGGUAAGACCUUUAUGUGGAACACUUUAUCGGCAGCACUUAGGUCUAAGAAAAAAAUUGUCUUGCCAGUUGCUUCAAGUGGGAUUGCAAGUUUGUUGUUACCAGGUGGAAGAACAGCUCAUUCUAGGUUUAAGAUUCCUGUCCCUACUUUAGAAACUUCUAUUUGCAACAUAAACAAAAAAGAUGAACUUGCUGAGCUUCUAAAGAUGACAGAUCUAAUAAUAUGGGAUGAAGCUCCUAUGGCUAACAAAUUUUGCUUUGAGUCUCUUGAUAAAUCCUUGAAAGAUAUUAUGAGUGGAAGUACACAUGCAUGUGACAAAAUAUUUGGAGGUAAGGUUGUUGUGUUUGGUGGUGACUUCAGACAAAUUCUCCCUGUUAUACCAAGAGGUACUAGAUCUGAUAUUAUCCAUGCAACAAUAAAUUCUUCUUAUAUUUGGGAUCACUGUAAAGUUUUGAAACUUACAAAAAACAUGCGCUUGCAAGCUGGUGCAACUACUCCAACUACUGAUGAUAUUAGGAGCUUUUCAGAGUGGAUUUUAAAAAUUGGAGAUGGAACCAUGUGUGAGCCCAAUGAUGGUUAUGCAAGUAUAUGUAUUCCAGAAGAGUUUUUAAUUUCAAACUUCUCCGAUCCCAUUAAGGCAAUUGUUGAGGAUACAUACCCAGAUCUCCUUCAUAACUAUCUUGAUUCCAACUAUCUCCAAAGUCGUGCAAUUUUAGCUUCAACAAUUGAGGUAGUGGAUGACAUCAACCAGUAUAUUACAAACCUUCUUCCAGGAGAAGAGAAAGAAUACUUCAGUAGUGAUUCUAUAGAUAAAUCUGAUUCUACUAACUUUGAUGCAUAUGAGCAUGUUACUCCGGAGUUUCUAAAUGCUCUUAAAACUUCUGGUUUACCUAAUCAUUCCAUCAAGGUCAAGGUUGGUGCCACGAUUAUGUUAAUGCGCAAUCUUGAUCAGUCGGAAGGAUUGUGCAAUAGUACACGACUAACUGUUACCAGGCUUGCCUCGCAUGUCAUUGAAGCCAAGAUAAUUUCUGGAAAAAAUAUUGGUAACCUCAUUUAUAUUCCUAGAAUGUCUUUGUCACCCUCACAAUCACCAUGGCCAUUUAAAUUGGUGAGACGCCAAUUCCCUAUUAUCGUUUCCUUUGCCAUGACAAUUAACAAAUCUCAAGGGCAAUCUCUGGACAACGUGGGUUUGUACUUGCCGAAAGAUGUUUUUAGUCAUGGUCAAUUAUAUGUGGCUAUCUCUCGAGUUAAAUCCAAGAAGGGAUUAAAGAUUCUUAUUCAUGACAAGGGAAGAGAACCUAUGGAUACCACCACUAAUGUUGUGUUCAAAGAAGUGUUCCAAAACAUAUGAGGUUCAAGCAUCCUAUUCAUUUUGAAGAUUCAUAUGGCAACUCUGUAGAAUAUAAGAAGACAAUGCAACACUUUUUGUAUUUUUCAUUUUAUAACAACAUUAACAAUGGUUUAUGAAAAG
Molecule: messenger RNA, 1766 nt
Organism: Vicia villosa (hairy vetch)
Lineage: Eukaryota; Viridiplantae; Streptophyta; Magnoliopsida; Fabales; Fabaceae
Exons: 4
Coding region: 30-1646 (538 amino acids)
Biological process (GO): DNA repair; telomere maintenance
Molecular function (GO): DNA helicase activity
Source: RefSeq, a predicted model, not a curated record